AUUCUGCAACAAAUACUAAAUACUCUUCGCGAUCGAAUCUGUUGCGUCCACCAUAGUCGGAUCGUUCUUGUCUUGUAUGCAUAUUGUUCACACAGCCUACUGUUGAUCUCGGUCACAACGUCGUACACUCAUGGUUUCCGCUUUCAACGAUACCUUGGGUGAGAGCAUCCCCGCUCAUACGCCACACGCAGUCAGCGUAUCGCUGCCAACAUGGCAAGCCAACGUAGGUUACGAAGAGGGGCAGGAAUGGGUGGUUAGCAAGAUGCAGACUGGGUACCCUCGAAGAUUCUUCAUUCAUAAAUCCAUUCAAAAGCUGGCAGAUGGCAUCAUAGCUGCAUAUGGCGACCCCGCUGCGGACAAGGCUCUCCUGCUCCCAACGAAUGCUUGCGCAAUGCGGUGCAAGGAUUUCAUACAUCGGGAGAAUCCAACGGUGGAUCAAUGUCAGAUUCGCAUCGUCAAUUUGGUCCCUCAACCCGAGCUCGCAGCCCUCAGACCAAUCGAUGAAGUUCUGCCGCACAUCUCUGCCGUUCUCUUCCCAGCUGAACUCUGGCCAUCUGCAAAAGCUUUCUGGCAGCACACCGGAGAAGGCGUACAAAGUCGAAGGGCCGAGUUCUGUCAGCGCGCCUUUGACGACAAGUUCCUGGUCGAUCAGUCGACCGUUGCACCGCUGGCACCUAAAUUGGCGAAAGGUCCUCGAAGAUAUCAACGGACUUUAUCAGUAGAUUUCAACGGCACAAAUGGCUGCAAUGGGCACGCAACCGAACAACAACCCCAGGUCAACGGAAAUGGCAUUCAGGAUCUGGCACAAUUCGUAGAAGAGCGAUUCGGCCGCAAUCUCAAUACAAGGUUCGCCGCCCAGGCUAAGCUGGCGGUCCGAAGACGCAUCGCAGGAUCCUUGACCGAGAAUUCCGAGCUUCCGGAAUCUCUCAAUGCGCCUGUCGAUACUGAGCGUCAGCGGAAUGUCCCGGAAUUCUCAAUAGAUGAUGUGUACCUUUACCCGUGCGGAAUGAAUGCCAUCUUCAACGCACAUCGAAUACUGAUGGCGGCGCGAGGCCCCCUGAAAAGCGUCAUGUACGGCUUUCCUUACGUAGACAGUCUCAAGGUUCUUGAGAAGUUCGGCCCCGGUGCACUCUUCUACGGCCACGGCGACUCAAACGAUCUCGAUGAUCUUGAACGGCGAUUAAAAGCUGGGGAGCGAUUCCUGCUCCUCUUCUGUGAAUUUCCCGGAAAUCCGCUGCUCAAAAGCCCCGACCUGCAACGGAUCCGCACCCUCGCCGACACGUAUGACUUCGCCGUGGUGAUCGACGAAACCAUCGGCAACUUUCUCAACGUCAACGUCCUCCCAUAUGCCGACAUCGUCGUCAGCAGCCUCACCAAGAUCUUCAGCGGCGACAGCAACGUCAUGGGCGGGACGCUGAUCCUCAAUCCACGGGCGCCCGCCGCGAGCUAUGCGGCGCUCAAGCGGGUCCUGGCGACGGAAUACGAGGACAACCAGUUCGAAGAGGAUGCGGUGUACCUCGAGCGCAACAGCCGCGACUUCGUGGCGCGCAUCGCGCGGGCGAACGCGAACGCUCUCGCCAUCGUCGACGUCUUGCGCGCGGCCUGCCCGAGCAAAGUCAAGCAAGUCUACUAUCCCCGCGACUCACCGACGCGAGCCUUCUACGACCAUUGCCGCUUGCCAAACGGAGGCUACGGCGGCCUUGCCAGCGCGACAUUCCAUUCCGUCGAGGACGCCGCACUGUUCUACGAUCACCUUGAGACGAGCAAAGGGCCGAGUUUGGGGACGAAUUUCACGCUGGCAUCACCUUUUGUGCUACUGGCGCAUUACGGAGAGUUGGAGUGGGCUGCGCAGUAUGGAUGCGAGCAGGCGCUGGUGAGAUUCAGCGUGGGUCUGGAGGAUUCGGAGACUCUGGUGAAGAUAUUUCAGGAGGCAUUGGCGGCGGUGCCGGAGCGGUAA
Molecule: messenger RNA, 1957 nt
Organism: Dissoconium aciculare CBS 342.82
Lineage: Eukaryota; Fungi; Ascomycota; Dothideomycetes; Mycosphaerellales; Dissoconiaceae
Product: PLP-dependent transferase
Exons: 3
Coding region: 131-1957 (608 amino acids)
Biological process (GO): transsulfuration
Molecular function (GO): cystathionine gamma-synthase activity; pyridoxal phosphate binding
Source: RefSeq, a predicted model, not a curated record